Molecule: messenger RNA, 975 nt
Organism: Papaver somniferum (opium poppy)
Lineage: Eukaryota; Viridiplantae; Streptophyta; Magnoliopsida; Ranunculales; Papaveraceae
Exons: 3
Coding region: 1-975 (324 amino acids)
Source: RefSeq, a predicted model, not a curated record
AUGAAAAGAGGACUAGGUAUCACCAUCACUGACAAGCAGGGUCUCACUGGUUAUAAACGGGGAAUUGAAGCUGUUAGAGGUUCUCCUGAACAGUCAUACCAGCACCUGGUCAGUCACAGUAACAUGCUUGUAGAACACAACCCAGGAACGCAAACAACAAUUGAACCCGAUACAAAUGGUGGUUCUUUGUAUUAUUUUUUUGCGCUGGGCGUAUCAUUACAAGGAUUCAAGUCUUGGUGUAGACCCGCAUUUGUUGUGUAUGGUAUGCAUCUAAGUGGGGAACGCAGAGGAACUCUACUUUCGGCAAUUGGGUAUGAUGCCAAUGGAAAAUUUUACCCUAUUGCGUUUGCCAUCGUUGAUUCUGAGAACGGUGAUUCCUGUUUAUGGUUCAUGCAAAAGUUAUUCAAUGCGCUUGGUCACGAGUAUUCGCUGAGAAAGGAUCUAGUUGUGUGUUCAGACAGAUCGGCAGGCUUCGAAUCAGCGAUUGCGGAAGUGUUUCCUGAAGCAUGCCAUGUGUACUGCGCAUACCAUAUUAAAGGGAAUAUCAUCAGGACGUACCACAACUUCGCCGUUGCUAAGGCAUUUAUGAGAGAUGCGCAAGCAUACACUAUAGAUGGUUAUCGGAGGUCUAUGUUACAAGUCAAAAAGGAUAAGGAAGUUUUUUCUUAUGUGCAGGAACUUCAUCCAAGGCAUUGGUCUAGGGUGAAAUCCAAGAGAGCCCGUUAUACUCUCAUGACAACAAACAUCUGUGAGAGUUGGAAUAACCUACUUUUGAAGGCUAGAGAUAUCCCUAUAAACUAUUUAGUGGAUUUCAUUCGAACAAAGCUGAUGGGAGGGUUGGAUUGCAGGCUUGCAGCCGUAGUGUUAGCUGGAGAAGUUGGAUUGCAGGUCAAAGUUUCAACAGCUUCACUCCUAGUCAUUCAUAUAGAUUCUGGCAGUAUAGAAUAUGAAGUUAGGAAAGGCAACAAUACUUAA